Messenger RNA from Diatraea saccharalis (sugarcane borer), 1017 nucleotides. Lineage: Eukaryota; Metazoa; Arthropoda; Insecta; Lepidoptera; Crambidae. The record is from the annotation of a GenBank genome assembly.
AUGUUAGCAAUUCAUCAAUUUGAGAUACCCACCUCUUCAUAUCUCUCAAGUAUAACAAAUAAUCGCGCUACAGUUACCGGCCCUAUACAAAGUUUAGCGAGGAGAAACAAACCUCGCCCCGAAUCAGGUGGCGUGCCUAAUGAUGACGAACAUACAGCCAGGUGUAAUUCGACAGCCACAAGCCAUAACUUGGAGCCUUCUGACGUGGAAGAUGAUAUUUCCGUUGGAGACAAUCGCAGUGAAACUUCUACCCCGAAAAGGCAAUUGGCAUUUGAAAACGAUUCUGAAAACUAUCAAAAGAAACUAGAAUCUACAGAAAGAGAUUGUCUAUCUCCAGUGGAAUAUAAUACGAACAAUCGAAUAUCGAAUUCUAAUUAUAAUUCACCUUUUAAAGAGGAUGAAAAUGAUUAUGAAAAUCGAACAGACGAACAGUUGAAAUUUUACGACGGUAAUCUCUUUCACUUGUAUAGAUCUGACAGAGAGAGUAACAAAGAUGGUGCGAACGAGACAAACUCAGCAUUCGGACGCAUAAAUGGAUCUCUACCGGAUAGUAUAUAUGCACGGUCCAUGGAUUUGUCAAAGAGUUCAUUUCAGUCACAACUCCUAGCUGGAUUCGCCGCUUCGGUUAUUGCUGGAAACACACAGAGAGAUACACAGGAUUCUUCUGAUCGGCAGCCACCAUCCCGCGCUGCACCAAGUUCCGGCCGCAAGCCACGACGUCGACGUACGGCCUUCACUCACGCGCAGCUAGCAUAUCUCGAACGCAAGUUCCGUUGCCAGAAGUACUUGAGCGUUGCGGAUCGCGGGGACGUUGCCGACGCGCUCAACCUCAGCGAGACGCAGGUCAAGACCUGGUACCAAAACAGAAGGACUAAAUGGAAACGUCAGAAUCAGCUGCGGCUGGAGCAGCUUCGUGCGCAAGCGGCCACAGGUGACCGUGAACUGUCAGCGCACACGCUGCCGCUGGCCUGCGCGCUCCUACCACCAUACCCGGCGUACAUGCACUGCCAUCUAUGA